Pyrenophora tritici-repentis Pt-1C-BFP is the source of this 801-nucleotide messenger RNA. RefSeq lists its product as uncharacterized. Lineage: Eukaryota; Fungi; Ascomycota; Dothideomycetes; Pleosporales; Pleosporaceae. The record is from RefSeq and is a predicted model, not a curated record.
AUGUCGCGUCCUGUUACCACGUCUAACGGUUUGCGAAACUUGGCUUCAGACGCACGGAACAAGGACAAAAGAGGUUCAGCUACUUGGCACCUGUGGUCGCUUGACCCAGUUGUCAUCGAACUGCAGUUAUGCCCCGCAGCACUUGCAGCUGAGAUUGCAGAGCUCAUGAUCCCAGGACAUAUCAGCUUUUUUGAUUCCAAUACCGGCUCGGUAGCCCACAGGUUCCAAGAAAUAUACAACAACGCGACUGGUACCCGCAUGUCAAAACCGCCACUUUCGAAGCGCAGUGAGCUGACUCUCCAGCUAACUGCUCGCUUCUUAAAGCUCCUUCUCCAGAAGAAAAAAUCGUGGAAAGACGAAGCGCAGUUUCACCCUCUAUUGGCCGACAGUGCAGACACCGCAACAGCCAUUCAGGACCUAGUUGACAACUUGGAAAACCCCCAUUAUCAAAAACAUCCAUCCACACUCACCUUCCGCUCGCCGAUUAUGGAUCUUUAUAUCAAACCACACAUAGACGCAUGCAGAGUCAACAGCCCGCUACCCCACAAAUCAUCCACAAUGACUUCAAUCAUGCAUUGUGGCGCUCUUCUCACUCUAGAAACAUCAGCCCCGACAAGUACCAGCGAGGUCCAUCUGCUGUCCGGCAUGCGAAUAUACCUCGUCUACCCGCCCACACCACACAACAUGGCAUUGCUAUACGUCUACUUCCGGGACCUAGGCAACGGAUCGAGCCUGGACCACGGAGACUUUUGCAGAAGAAUGCAAGAGGGCGUCACUUUCUCCAGUAUCCCGGUGAAGUAG